Messenger RNA from Manis javanica (Malayan pangolin), 1981 nucleotides. It is a transcript of the gene DBNDD1, whose product is annotated as dysbindin domain containing 1. Gene Ontology annotation, cellular component: cytoplasm. The record is from RefSeq and is a predicted model, not a curated record. Gene Ontology annotation, biological process: negative regulation of protein kinase activity. Lineage: Eukaryota; Metazoa; Chordata; Mammalia; Pholidota; Manidae.
ACACGAGCUGUCCACUGGUACGGGGCCGAAAGGGGGCGCGCGCGGCGGGGCGGGGUGCGGCCGCACCUGUGCUGCGGGGCUGGGGAGGAUGCCGAAGGGAACCCAGGCCCCGGAGCAGCUGCGCGCCCCGCCCCGCGGGCUCCUCCCCGCCGCCGCGGGCGCCUCCCGGCCGCUGCCACGGUGCGCUGCGCCGGGAGCCAGGAACGAACCGCCGCUGCAGCUGCAGGGGCACCCGGGCCGUGUGACGACGCCGCUGCGCGCGCCCCCCCCAGACCCUGCUGACCGCAUGGAGCCUCCGGAUGGUGCCGACCCGGGAGAAAUAGUUAACAAGGUUGGGGUGCCGCAGGCUGUCCUGGGCACCACAGCCCAUGGGACAGGGGACUGCUGCCCCUCACCUGUGGCCGAGGAGGAGGUGGGCAUCCCUGUGGCUGUGCCAGGGCUCCUGCAGGUCACGGAGAGGAGGCAGCCACUGAGCAGCGUCUCCUCCCUGGAGGUGCACUUUGACCUCCUGGACCUCACCGAGCUGACGGACAUGUCUGACCAGGAGCUAGCCGAGGUCUUUGCCGACUCAGACGAUGAGAAUCUGACCAGCGAGUCCCCAGGAGGCUCACACCUACUGCCCCGGGCAAGUUGUCUACGCUCCCCAUCCUGGACACGAACCAGGCCUGAGCAGAACCGCGAGAAGCAACCUCUUGGUGAUCCUGAGCGGCAUCCAGAGAUUGUGGACACGUUUCUCACGGUGGAGAGGGAGCAGCAGUCAGCGAUUGUGGACACACUUCUCACGGUGGAGAGGCCCAAGGAGGACUAAGCCAGCCAGUCCGCCCAGGGCCAAGGCAGAGAAAACACGAACAGCCCUGGCCCCGCGGACACUCCACCCGCCCCACAUGGCCCCAGCACAAGCACACCCAGUGGCCUUAUGUCCAGCUCCGUCCUGGUUCCUGGGUCAUGGGCAACAACCAGGGGUGAGACAGGAGUGGCCUGGGCUUAUUGGGAACUUCUGUCUGCUGGACUGGUGCUCUGUCACAAGAUUCCCAGGUAGGGGAAGGAGAAGGGGGGUCUAAGCUGGUGAGAGCUGCUCUGCAAACCCUCGGGCGGUCUCAUGGUUAUAGCCUGUGAACAGCCAUUCCAAGUACCACCAUGGAUGCUCUACUGUCCGGCCAAGUAUGUGGGUGGAGGAGUCCUGCAAACCACCACCUUAAUUUUAAUCCUGUUCCCUUCCUGCCACCCAGGCAUCAGGCGGCACCAGGACCCACUCACUCCCCAGGGCCUAAGACCCUGGUUGUCCUGGUCCCUGUAUGACAGCUGGACCCACCCCCCUCAGCUCAGAAUACCAAAUAUGGCACGACUGCCUGACUGCUAGCCAUGGGGAGGGGCAGGCAGGGUUUGUCCUCUUCCCAUCCCUCGCCUGUAACACCUCCCCACAGCUCGUGGGGUCUGUGUACCUGGCUAGAAUCCUGGCCUGGCCUGGAGCAACCCCCAGUCCCCAAGUUAAGGACUAGGUUCAGCUGCUCCCAAUGCUGCUUUUUAUGUGCUAAGGAACAGAAUAGAUUUCUGGUCUGAUAGAAAGUCUGAGAAACAAUUUAAAAUAAAUGUGUAAGCUUGCUUUUUGUCCACAGGCCAUCCUGUUCCCCACUGAAAGAUUUCUGGGGAAGGAACACGGGCUCUUCUGUGGAAGCCCUGGACACACACAGGCCAAUGUGCCCAGCUAAAGGCAAGUCCAUCCCAGGAAAAAGGGCCUCAGAAAUGUAGGAGUCUGCCUCCCACAACAGGGCCUGGGGGACACUGCCUACUCCCUCCACACGGGAUGAGCAAAGCAGUCAAGAAUCUCCUUAAACCAGGCCCGUAACCAUAUGGGCAGCUGCUUGCCCUGACCUCACCGCGGUGUGUGUGGGGGGGGUCUUCCCUGCCCAAUUUCCAUCCUUCCUGCUGCAGCUUCUGCAGAGCCCAUUUUCAGAAAGUGAGAUUAAAGUGUCACCCCAUC